UGAUGAUUCAUGUGAUAUUUCUGAUCAUGAUUCAUUCAAUGGUCCUAGUGAUGAUUCAUAUGAUAGCCUCAUCGAUAGUUUACACGAUAAUCAUGUCAAUGAUUCAUAUGAUAGUUUAUGCAACUUUUCUUUAUCUAAAG
Messenger RNA from Racocetra fulgida, 140 nucleotides. The record is from the annotation of a GenBank genome assembly. Lineage: Eukaryota; Fungi; Glomeromycota; Glomeromycetes; Diversisporales; Gigasporaceae.